ACAAUAUGUAAUCAGUGUGCUAGCAACACUCGCUUUCUGUCUCUUUCUCUCCCGUUAGGGUUUUCAAGAUGAGUACGAAGAUUAUCAAAGCUGGCGCCGUGGAGGCGGACCCCUUCGAGACGUCGAUCUCGCAAGCUCUGGUCGAGUUGGAGACGAACUCUGACUUGAAGGCGCAGCUUAGGGAGCUUUACAUUACCAAGGCAAAAGAAAUUGAACUGCAUAACAAAAAGUCAAUAAUUAUCUAUGUGCCGAUGCCCAAGUUGAAGGCUUUCCAGAAGAUCCAAAUCAGGCUGGUCCGUGAGUUGGAAAAGAAAUUCAGCGGCAAACACGUAGUGUUCAUUGGAGACCGCAAGAUCCUGCCCAAACCCAGCCACAAAACGCGCGUUGCCAACAAACAGAAGAGGCCACGAUCCAGGACACUGACUUCAGUAUAUGAUGCGAUCCUUGAAGACUUGGUGUUCCCAGCUGAGAUUGUUGGCAAACGCAUCAGGAUCAAGCUGGAUGGCUCACAACUCAUCAAAGUGCACCUUGACAAGAACCAACAGACCACUAUUGAACAUAAGGUGGACACCUUCCAGUCUGUAUACAAGAAGCUGACGGGGCGUGAAGUCACCUUCGAAUUCCCCGAACCUUACUUGUAAAUUUAGACUAUGACUUUACAAUAAAACUAAAACCAUA
This is a messenger RNA of Chilo suppressalis (striped riceborer), 678 nucleotides long. Lineage: Eukaryota; Metazoa; Arthropoda; Insecta; Lepidoptera; Crambidae. The record is from the annotation of a GenBank genome assembly.